AUGCCUCGGCGCACGUUCUACCUCGACAACUUCCGCACCUUCCUCACCGCACUCGUCAUCCUGCACCACUCCUCCGCGCCCUACGGCGGCAUUGGCUUCUGGCUCUACUCGCCUUCUCGUCACCCGAGGCGCUCGCGGUACCAGUUCGUCAACGAGAAAUGGAAGAGACUAGGCCUUCCGACGGUGGUGUAUAGCGUGGUGUCCAAGAGCGUGAUUGCUGGGGUCAUAGCGCGGGUGAGGGAUAGGCUGGAUUGGAGCACGGUGGGGUCUGAGGCGUGGGACGGUGUAAGGAGUGUUAGGGGGGUUAGGGGGCCGGUGUGGUACUGUGCGUUGCUAUUGAUUUUCGACGUGGUAUAUGCUGUGGUGAGGCCGGGAGAUUUUGGGUCUGCAUUGCCGGGCCCGGGACGCAAAGUCUAUACUACGGGAACGGAGGGCCCGAAGGAUGGAGAGAAGCGCACCACCGCCACCCAGCAGAAGGCGAAAAGCGUCCGCACGCUGCAUGUGCUCGCGGCCCUGGCCAUGAGUUCCAUGUCUUCGUUCCUGAUACGGGUAUACUGCCCUAUCCGCACGCCCUUCACGCCGCUGAACUUGAGAGUCGGCUACAUACCGCAGUACGCUCUCUUCUACAGCACUGGCGUCUUUACGCACCGCCAUUUGAAGACACAGCUACCUGAGCUCGUCACGCGCAGAACGCAGGCCAUGCUCUGCAGCCUCAUCACCGCAAUCACUGCUUUCGGGCUUUGGGUACUCAACGCUGAGCUCGCGAAGGACGACAAGCGCCUAGCCGACGUGUUGAAAAUGGGGGAAGGGGGCUUUGAAACCCUUGCUUUCUUGUACGCAGCCUGGAAUGAGUGCAUGGGUGUGCUGAUCUGCUCCUUUUUACUGCACACCUUUGCCAGUCGGUCGUGGCUUGGGGUGCAGUGGGCGCCGUUUGGCUUCGACCUUGCGCGGUUUAGUUAUGCGGCUUUUUUGGUACAUGCCCUGGUUGUUGUAACUGUGCAGUGUUUGCUGGAUGGCUGGGAGGCGGGCGCGGUUCUCAAGAGCGCUGUUGUGGGGUUAAUGGGAUGUGUGGCGAGUUGGGCGGAUGGGUGGGUGCUUGUUAGCUUGUUGGAGGGAAUAGGUAUCAGGGGCGUUGUUUGA
Trematosphaeria pertusa is the source of this 1140-nucleotide messenger RNA. RefSeq lists its product as uncharacterized. NCBI's taxonomy places the organism in Eukaryota, Fungi, Ascomycota, Dothideomycetes, Pleosporales, Trematosphaeriaceae. The record is from RefSeq and is a predicted model, not a curated record. The coding region runs from base 1 to 1140 and encodes 379 amino acids. Gene Ontology annotation, molecular function: acyltransferase activity, transferring groups other than amino-acyl groups. The transcript has 2 exons.